GCUAGUUUUUAGUGAGCAUUCUGUUCUGUUCCUAACAUUGUCCAUAUGUAUUUUUUGUAAGUAGUAGGCAGUAUAGAAUAUAUACAGUGCAAUAAGCAGUAUAGUAUUCUAUUCUGAAUCCAUACGUUGAUACGGACUGCGAGUAACUGGCUACACUAUAACACUCCCACUGGCUGAUACGCGCGCACGGGGGUCGGUGCGCUAUUAAAGCCGCGAGUAGACGCGCAGUGCCAACAGACAGUUCUGUGCUGGAAUACCGGAGACCCGAACGACAUAUGGAUUGAAGCACUUACUUCACAUCCUGACCACAAACCACUUAACGGUGCAAUUGCACGUCUCUCCCAGACCCCGCCGAGAGAUGUGGCUGCUGGAAAAGAUCCGCGGUUCAGUGGAGGGAAACGCUCUCCGACAGGGAGGCUCGGCUGACAAACAGAGCAAAGCCCCCACCUACAGCAACGUCCUCACCCCUGACAAGAUUCCUGACUUCUUUAUUCCACCCAAAUUGGUGUGCUGCCCCCCAGAGGAGGAGACACCGGAGAUGAAGCCAAAAAACGGGCUCCAUUCUUCCACGUCCGACCAGACCAUAUGCUGCAAGACGCCACAGGGCAGUCCGCGCAGCCCGCGCCUCAUUAACAAGCUGGCUGGAGACACCAAGAACUUGCUCAAAGCUGCAAACCGCCACAUUAUCCAGAUUGAGAGUGCAGAUGACUUGGUGAUCGGGGAAGUGGGCGACCUCAACACAAACGCCGACCCCCAGUCCCAAACGGCCAUGUCCUUGCCCUACGUACCCAAAGCACAAACCUCCUACGGUUUCGCCACGCUCAUGGAAAGUCCUCACACGAGGCGUAAAGAGUCCCUCUUCCAUAGUGACCCCACAAGUCCGCUCACCUCGCCCAACACCCAACGCAAGUCGCAGGGCAACCACUUGAACCCCAGCGACUGUAACAUCUCCCAUUCCAACCCCUACCGGUACUUCAGUGGGGGGGAAAGCGACACUUGCUCCUCGGCCGAGUCCUCCCCGUUCAACUCGCCUCUGUUGUCCCGUUCCGCAUCCCUCCUCAAGAUAUUCACCCACGAAACCCAAGCCAAAGUGUCCCGGGCCAAGCGCUCCUUCGCCCGGCACAGUUCUCUCUCCACGGACGAGUGCAGCUCUGUGGAGACCAGCCCGAACAUUCAGAGGCGCUUUCGUUGCCCUCCUUCUCCAGCAUUUCGAGGACGGAAAUACGGAGCCAACAUGGAUCGCUUCACACAGCACACUGUCAACCUCCACAAGGGUGGAACUCUACGCAUCUGCACAGACUACGACAUUGACGCCACCAGACUUCAUGUCCGUGUGCUGGCGGCCGAGGACCUCUACGAUAAGCAGUUCGAUGUGAAGGCCAUCAAUUGUUGCGUGGCUCUGUUCCUGAACCCGGGAAAGCUCCAGAAACAGCGGAGCACCAUUAUCAAGAACAGCCGCAACCCUGUCUUCAACGAGGACUUCUACUUUGACUCCCUUCCUGUUGCGCAGGUGAAAAACCUUGCCAUCAAGAUGAAGGUAGUCAACAAGGGCACCAGUCUGAAGAGAGAUACCUUACUGGGAGAGAGGGAGGUACCUUUGAAGGAGUUGCUUUCUGGGAUCUAGAGGUUAUACUUCAUCUCCCACCGUGGGGCAAACACACCGAUGCGGUCUUCAACUAACAGAACCAGACAAGGAAAUAUCCCAGCUUUGAUUUUGAGUCCUCAAAGGGGUUGGUCCCUUUGGUUGCAAAACUCUCCAACUAACUGUGUGCAGCUUCCUAACAUGUUUACCAGCAGUGAGAGUGUAUGGAUGUGCUGUAUGUGUGAGAUCUUCUGUAUAUACAGCCCAUGAGUGUACAGGCAUGCUUCGAUUGAAUGAGUUCCCAGAUUCGUGUUUGUGUUGAGACCAAUGUCUUCUUGAUUCCAGACCCUGCUGGGUCUCACUGUUGGAGAGACCAAUAGAUAAAAACAGCUCCCCAUCCACAUGACGUAUCUCGACAACAACAGCACAUUCUUGUAGACUGACAUGUUGAAGUCACUUAAGGCCAGAUGCAAAUGCAUGCUUCAUCAGCCGUUUGAGCCUUAAAAAUGACGAGAGUGACAAAUAUAUAUUUUCCCCCCGUAUUGCUAUAAUAACAGUUUCACCUUAUGCCUCUCUAAUUCCACUCUUUAGGGUUUCAGACUGUGGCAGUUCUCUCAGUCUUACUGUAAAACUGGACUUUUUUCUCUCUUUUUGUUGAACACUGAAUCUGUGCGGUUAAAAAUACCCUUCAGCCUUAUUGAGUGACAAGCUGCUCACUUUGAGUGACACGGAACUUCAGAGAGGGACUGAUUCGUGAUUGGACAGAACAUAUGACAUCAUCGUGAAUGUCAAGACAAUGGGAUUUCUGUAAAUAGAAGGCUCUUUUAAAUCUGCUUCUGUGUAGCUGCACCUGAAAUCACUCCCUAUUCCCUAUAUAAUGUUCAAAAUACUACAGGAAACAAAAAGUGCCAAAAAUUACCAUGGUAUUACCACAUUUUUUGGACAUGCUUGUGAUAAUGCCAUGGUAUUUUUUGCAGUAACUUGGAUUGGCAUGGGUUCUUGGGUAUGUACUGUGGUAAUCCCAUAGUUUUGAUAUUUACCAUGGUUAUUUAUAUGAAUAUGGUAAUCAUGCAGUACCAUAGUAUAUAUCAAAGUAUUGUAGUAUUACAAUACCUGAUCUGAUACCAUUGCUUUACCAUCAUCGUUUUUGGGCAUGUACUGUGGAAAUACCUUGCUUUUGGACAAGUACCAUG
Molecule: messenger RNA, 2775 nt
Organism: Sinocyclocheilus anshuiensis
Lineage: Eukaryota; Metazoa; Chordata; Actinopteri; Cypriniformes; Cyprinidae
Product: C2 calcium-dependent domain-containing protein 4C
Exons: 2
Coding region: 359-1624 (421 amino acids)
Source: RefSeq, a predicted model, not a curated record